CACGUCUUCCCGGAUCGGACACCGAUCUCACGUAACAAUCAUGGCCAGCGGCACUACAACGGAGCCGGGCUUGGGCAAAAGCGCGACUGCGGCGCCACUGAAACCGGGAGGAUAUGACUUCUACCGGGAUGUCUUGAAAAGCCCGAAAUACGUCGUUGCUCCCAUGGUGGAUCAGAGCGAGCUUGCGUGGAGGGUGCUGUCGAGGCGGUAUGGCGCCGAACUCGUCUACACACCUAUGAUAAACGCGAAGAUGUGGGCGCAGCACAUCCGUAAACCAUUCCGCGAGCAGAGUUUUUCGAUCCUGCACCAAGAGGAAGGGUCCUCGUCGACUUCACAUUCGCUGUCGCCUGGUAGACCGCUUGACCGGCCUCUGAUAGUACAGUUCUGCGGGAAUAACCCGGACCAGAUUCUGUCAGCUGCUCAGGACCUCGCUCCGUACUGCGAUGCAGUUGACAUUAACCUCGGCUGCCCGCAAGACAUCGCGCGUCGUGGAAAGUACGGGGCUUUUCUCCAAGACGAAUGGGAGCUGGUCGAGAAAAUCAUCUCCACCCUGCAUAAAAAUAUUCCCAUACCGGUGACGGCCAAGUUUCGCGUCUUCCCGUCGGUCGAAAAAACCGUUGCCUACGCGAAGAUGCUGGAGAGGGCAGGUGCUCAAAUCCUUACGUGUCACGGGAGAACACGAGAGCAACGCGGCCAGAAUGCUGGUCUCGCCGACUGGGACAAGAUCCGCGCCGUGAAAGAGGCGGUAUCUGUCCCCGUCUUUGCUAACGGCAAUAUCCUGUUUCAUUCCGAUAUCGAGCGAUGUCUUCAGGCAACCGGCGCUGACGCCGUAAUGAGUGCCGAAGGCCAGCUCUACAACGCCGCCCUUUUCGCGCGGAGCGACCACCAACGGCCAGCCGCCCCGUCGAUUCCGCUCCUCCCCCACCUCGACCCCUCGGCCUCAACGCGAUCGAUCCACGAUCAUUUCACCUUCGAUUUCGACGAAGGCCUGCACCCGGCUCAUGCCGAUCUCGCGCUCGAAUAUCUUGAUAUCGUCAGGAACCUCAAGACGCCCACCGCACCGAGUGCGGUGAAAGGGCACCUGUUUAAGCUCCUUCGACCCGCGCUGUCAAAGGAAACUGACCUGCGACAGCGGCUGGCUACCAUCAAGGCGGGCGGCGCGGAAGCUCUCGAAGAAUACUGGGACGUCAUCGUCGAGAUGAAGCGCCGAAUGGACACCGCAGCCGAGGAAGCGCGCGCGAAAGGUCUCUCGGGCAGCGACGUCGUCCAAGUCGGCGCAUAUGGUCUGCAAAUGCUUCCUUCAUGGGUGGCGCAACCGUAUUUCCGCCCUCCACCGCCGAAGCCAAAACAAGCGGAAGCUUCGAGCGAAGCGCCCACUGAGCCCGUCGAAGAACGCGCUGCAGUCGGUGUUGUCUCGAUUGGAAGCCCAGAGGUGGAUGCAAGAAUUUCGGUCGCCAGCGAACCAAAGCGACUACACACACCUCCAUCUGCAGAGAUUGACCAGCAAGGGACCUUCAAGCGCUCGAAAGUGGAUGAAGCGCCUUCGUUAGUGACGGAUACUCGGACACUCGCGGCCGCGUAGCAUCGUAAGCGUAGGGCCUCAUCGUAGUCUCCAGAUCUAGUGCUACAUAUUAUAGAGAAUGUCUUCAUGGAAGCCUGUCAC
This is a messenger RNA of Punctularia strigosozonata HHB-11173 SS5, 1663 nucleotides long. Its product is annotated as FMN-linked oxidoreductase. Gene Ontology annotation, biological process: tRNA processing. NCBI's taxonomy places the organism in Eukaryota, Fungi, Basidiomycota, Agaricomycetes, Corticiales, Punctulariaceae. The record is from RefSeq and is a predicted model, not a curated record. Bases 41 to 1582 code for a protein of 513 amino acids. Gene Ontology annotation, molecular function: tRNA dihydrouridine synthase activity; flavin adenine dinucleotide binding. The transcript is spliced from 11 exons.